AUGUUCGGGGUGUUUGGUCCAAUGCGAAAGGCGCAUGAUCGAAUUGUCCAGAAAAUGGGUGAAGUAUUGGACACAUGGAGUGAUCAAAGUGCUAUAGGAGAUAUUUUUGUUGAUGAAGAGGCGUCGUUAACUGAGGCGUAUUCGCCGUAUUUUCAUACACUCGAAGCUUCGCUACAGUAUAUCAAAGAGAAUAGGAAGCAUAAUGCAAAAUUCAACGCAUUUAUCAUAGUACGUUUGUUCAUGGAACGGGAACGCGAUCGAUCUCUUGGAAAACAGAAGCUCGAAUACUUAUUGAACAUUCCAUUUCAACAGAUCACAAGUAGGAUACCUGCUGCUCUGAAAGAAGUCCGAAAACUCACCACAACUAUCGAUCCGGAUCAUGAACCGCUUGGCAAUGCUAUAGCGGCAGUUGACCGGAUGCUUGCGACCAUAAAUGAAAGUAAGCGAAUGUGUGCUGAAAGUGAAACGAUUUACAAGAAGAUACAGAAUUUGCCGAGUCAUUUGCUCAAGUCACCCAAGCAGUUUGUUUGCGGUAUGCAAUUUCUGUCGAAUGGCAGUAAUCCGUGGGCUUUUGCUAUAGUCGAGCUUCUGCUAUUCAAAGAUUGUCUUUUAGUCGCAAAGAAAAUUGAUCCAACGGCCACCUGCGGAAUUCGCAAAGUUAAUAGGACUCUGAAAUUCCUUGAAUACUGCCAUCUCGUUCGUAUACGAGGCGCCAGAAUCAUACAAAACUCAGAUGAUGAGAGAAUGUUGGUAAUCGUUGUACGAAAUCCUACAAAGGAUGCUGAAUGGUAUCUCCAAAUGAUGUAUUCUGACGAUGUGAUCAAUGAGUUCGUCAUGAAACUAGUUGAAGAG
Cylicostephanus goldi is the source of this 852-nucleotide messenger RNA. NCBI's taxonomy places the organism in Eukaryota, Metazoa, Nematoda, Chromadorea, Rhabditida, Strongylidae. The record is from the annotation of a GenBank genome assembly.